AUGGAUACGGCUAAACUCCCUAAAUAUCCUACCGAACAACCCGAACACCAUAAACGCAAGAAAGCAACCAAUAAAGAAAAAAGUGAGCGUAGAGAAGGUGAGCUCAACGACUUGGCUAAAGCUAUAUAUAUGAAGUGGAAAGGUAGAGAAUACCUCCGAGAGGCCCCUACCCUCACUAUGAAACAAGCCGAAGAGAGAGCUUCCGCCGUAUGGGAUACUGAGCCUGAAGAUAUUACACAAAGAUAUUAUAAGACGGCUAUUAUAGAAAAUGUACUUCUUGGAGAGGAUGGGUAUCUCUUCAAGAAGAAGAAGAACGAUGGGAUGAAGAGGAAAGAAGAAUGGCAUCCAUAUUUAUUAUUCUGUAAACAACACCGUGAAGAGCUUAAGCAAGAAGGUGUGAGUGGUAAUGAAGUAAUGGCAAUGUUAAGUGACAAGUGGAAGUCAUUAACUGAAGAAGAGAGAGGUAACUACGCCGAACAAGCUAGAAUCAAUAAACAGAGAGAUCUCAAAAUUGAUGACAAAAAGCAGGUCCAACUUCACGAUGGGACAAUCCCACCACCACCCGUUCAUGAAAAUGAUACAACUGCCGACACAGAACAGACUGCUGAGAAGUAA
Messenger RNA from Entamoeba invadens IP1, 615 nucleotides. RefSeq lists its product as hypothetical. Bases 1 to 615 code for a protein of 204 amino acids. The transcript is spliced from 2 exons. NCBI's taxonomy places the organism in Eukaryota, Evosea, Mastigamoebida, Endamoebidae. The record is from RefSeq and is a predicted model, not a curated record.